Oreochromis niloticus (Nile tilapia) is the source of this 1952-nucleotide messenger RNA. RefSeq names its product galectin-4. The transcript has 18 exons. The record is from RefSeq and is a predicted model, not a curated record. The coding region runs from base 369 to 1739 and encodes 456 amino acids. Gene Ontology annotation, molecular function: carbohydrate binding. Lineage: Eukaryota; Metazoa; Chordata; Actinopteri; Cichliformes; Cichlidae.
AGGUUUCUUAUUGCUGUUAGAAAGAAUCAGCAACAGGCUGGAUUUUGUUCUUUGUACUUGGACUGGGAUAGCACACUUUGGCAGUGACCAGUCUUGUCAUUUUUAAGAGUGAGUCUGUCACUGCCAGGGCAUUUUCUUGGAUCCAUUCCUGUCCUCGAGCAGCUCAACAGUUGGAGUGCGAUUGGGAGUGGAGUGGCAUGAUGACUGUAAAGGCAAUGUGGCUGUGGAGGAUGACACUGGCAUGUCCAGGCUCUCCAUGGAGUCAGAAAGGGUUCGGUUGGUUUCGUGCUGUGGACAGAGGACAUAACGGUUGGGGUGGUGGACCUCCAUUGUAGUCACAGACUCCAGGCCUUUCAAGCAGAGAGGGGAUGAGCGUCCAGUGGGAUCCCGACCACCAACGGCUCCGAGCUCCAUGGAGGACUCGUCCAUGUUCACGUAUAGAAUCUCAUCUGGAUCUUGUGGGUCUGGCAGAUCCUCCAGGGCUUUUUCUAGCUCACAGCGCAGUGACUCGAAUGAUGGACGAUCUUUUGGGCUCAGCAGCCAGCAGGAGAACAUCAGGGAAUAGCUGGUUUCUGUGCGUACCAGAGAACAUACCCUAUCUAGGGCCUAUUAAUGGAGGGCUGAGGGAAGGGAUGUCCAUCUAUAUCCAGGGGACCAUUCCUAAGCACAUCAACAGGUUCUUUAUCAACCUGAUUUGUGGAGAAUAUGAAUCCAGCGACAUUGCCCUACACUUCAACCCUCGAUUUGAUGGCUGGGACAAGGUGGUCUUCAACACCUGUCAGAAUGGAUCCUGGGGGUCAGAGGAGAAGAUUCACAGGAUGCCUUUUAGAAAAGGAGAGCAUUUUGAAAUGGUCAUCAUCGUUAAUUUUCAGGGCUAUCAGAUUAAAGUAAAUGGGAUUGAUUUCCAUACUUUUCAACACCGCAUUCCUAUGGAGCAAGUUCGUGGGCUGCAGAUUGCAGGAGAUGUUUCCAUCCAGAUGAUUAAUUUUAUUGGGGGUGGAAUGGGAGGAGGAAUGGGAGGAGGAUAUCCAGGAGGUGGCAUGGGGGGAGGUUACCCAGGUGGCAUGGGAGGAGGAAUGGGACCAGGAGGAUUUCCAGGAGGUGGCAUGGGGGGAGGUUACCCAGGUGGCAUGGGAGGAGGAAUGGGACCAGGAGGAUUUCCAGGAGGUGGCAUGGGGGGAGGUUACCCAGGUGGCAUGGGAGGAGGAAUGGGACCAGGAGGAUAUCCAGGAGGUGACAUGGGGGAUGGAUAUCCAGGAGGAAUGGGAGGUGGAAUGGGGGGCGCCUUUCCAGGCUCAAAUCUGCCGGGUAUGAGUGGGCAGCCAGUCUACAACCCUCCUGUGCCUUACUCCAGCAUCAUCCAAGGAGGGAUGUUCCCUAAGAGGACCAUCGUCAUCAGAGGCAUGGUUCCCUAUGGAGCACACAAAUUAAGCAUCAAGUUUUUGGUGAGCAGAUCUCGAGAUGUCGCUUUCCACAUUCAUCCAAGAUUCAGGGAAGGAAUUGUUCUAAGAAACAGUAUGAUUGGAGGAAACUGGGGCCAGGAGGAGAGAGAAAUGAGCAUGAAUCCAUUUAUGGAGGGCCAGUACUUUGAUAUGUCAAUCCGUUGUGGGAACCAGAGGUUUAAAGUGUUUGUGAACGGGCAGCACCUGUUUGACUUUUUCCAUCGCUGGCAGUCCUUCAAUGAGAUUGACAUGCUGGAGAUAGAAGGCGAUGUGCAGAUCUCCUACAUCCACUUCUGAUACCACAAACCAAAAAAAAGAAAGAAAUUGUGCAACUUUCAAAAAAUGUUAUUUUUUUAAAUAACAUAUUUCAAAAAUAUCUCACCCACAGAGUUGCUUAUCUCAGUUUCUUACCUGCUUUGAGAUCAGAUAUCUCAAUAAGAUCAAAUGUAACCUCAGUAUCUGCUGUAUUGUUUAUACCCAGUUAACUGAAUUAAUAAAUCAUUAAUCAUU